AAACACGACCAUUCUUCCGGUAGUCCAACUAAUGGAGCGUUUGAAUAAAAUUAGUAUGAAUAUUUGCUAAAUUCGAGCGAUAUGGAGCCAGUCUUCCUCCGGUUUAACUCGUAUAACUUUGAGGCUGAUCAGCGGUUUGUGGACGGACUUAAAACUUUCAGCAAGUCGGAGAAAAGCAGAGAAGUAACGGAGCUGCUGAAGCUCAAACUCUUCUUUUACAACAAGUUUGUUGAGCCAAUAGACCAGCACGACUACAAGACGUGGAGCUCCUCUUCUUCCCAUGGAGGGGGUGAACAGCUGGACCAGAGGACCCCUUUACAAAACCCACCACCACCAACAUCUGCAGGUCCAGAGGCGCAGCAGCUUUCCUUUGCAGAGGUGAUGCAGCUGGUUCAGGAAGGAAAGGAAGUGCCCGGAGUGAAAAGACUGGACAUCAAACCCAGUAACCAGAGCCCCACUCCUUCUCAGAUGAAACAAGUCCUGAAACCCUGGAACACCUCAGCAUCUGCAGGGGGCUUGUAG
Nematolebias whitei (Rio pearlfish) is the source of this 522-nucleotide messenger RNA. RefSeq lists its product as uncharacterized. Bases 82 to 522 code for a protein of 146 amino acids. The record is from RefSeq and is a predicted model, not a curated record. The transcript has 2 exons. NCBI's taxonomy places the organism in Eukaryota, Metazoa, Chordata, Actinopteri, Cyprinodontiformes, Rivulidae.